This is a messenger RNA of Drosophila suzukii, 1763 nucleotides long. RefSeq names its product putative inorganic phosphate cotransporter. NCBI's taxonomy places the organism in Eukaryota, Metazoa, Arthropoda, Insecta, Diptera, Drosophilidae. The record is from RefSeq and is a predicted model, not a curated record. Gene Ontology annotation, molecular function: transmembrane transporter activity. Gene Ontology annotation, cellular component: membrane. Gene Ontology annotation, biological process: transmembrane transport; monoatomic anion transport.
AAUGAGCGAGCGCCAAUCGCCAGCGGGAGCAGUUCGGCGUUGGAGCUCAGUACCCCGCGAUCGCGCAGUUCAGAAUCGAAUAGAAGCGGAAAUCGAAACAAAGGCGCAAACAGCACGCGGCACGCGGAAAACGGGUCGGACAACAUAGCAAAACAAAACCCAAUUAAAAUCAGAUAUUAAUAGGAAAACCAAAGUACACAACAAUAAAAAGAGUCUGUCUAUGAACCAAAAAACCGAAGAAACUUAAAAAUACAAAAUGGCUGACGUGGAGGAAGUUCCCGAAAAAGUACCACGACUGGGGCUGCGACACCUGCAGGCCGGUCUCCUCUUCUAUGGACUGGCGGCCAACACAGUCCUCCAACUUAACGUAAGCGUGGCCGUGGUGGCGAUGACCAAUGGGACCUCAUCGAACGAUAGCGACCCGCCCCACUACAAUUGGUCGGAGGAAAAGAAAUCGUACAUCCUGUCGAGCUACUACUGGGGCUGCGCCCUGGCCCAAUUCCCCGCGGGCUAUCUGUGCAAGCGCUUCGGCUCCAAGGCGGUCCUGUUCUGGGGCACUCUGGGAUCAUCCCUGCUCAGUGCCCUUACAACCUACGGGGUUUAUGCAGCCGGCUGGAAGGCGUACUGCGCGAUUCGGCUGCUGCAGGGACUUUGCCAGGUGACAUGGCCCUGCAUCCACCAGCAUCUGGCUAACUGGUGUCCCACGGCGGAGCGAACGCGUCUGGGAGCGUUUGCCUACACGGGAUUCGAUUGCGGCAACGUUCUGGCCAUGUACGGCGCAGGGACGAUAGCCAGUUCCUCGCUGGGAUGGCCGGGCAUUAGCUACUCGGCAGCCGGGUUGGGUCUGGUUUGGUGUGUCCUCUGGCUGCUUCUUGGAGCCAAUAAGGCAAGCGAGGCCAGGUUCAUUGGCGAGGCGGAGAAAUCCUAUAUUGUGGGCGAUCUCCAGCGGUCGGAGAGGAAGGAGCCCAAGAAAAUGGAGAUCCCCUGGAAGGGCAUUUUCACCUCAGUCCCAGUCCUCGCCCUGCUCUGCGCUCGUUGUGCCGACAGCUGGGGCUUGACCACCAUGCAAACCGAGUUGCCUACCUACUUGAGCGGCGUCUUGAAGCUGGAUAUGAAAAGCAAUGCGAUCUACUCGGCCCUUCCCUUUCUACUCAUGUGGGUGAUGUGCUAUGUUUACCUGAUUAUUGCAGAUGUGCUGCUGCGAAAGAAGUGGAUGAGCUUGACAGCGUUGAGAAAGACCUACACGAGCAUUGCUCUCUGGGCACCGGCCACCAUAAUGCUGACGCUCGUUUUUGUGGGGGAAGGGCAGAAGUCCUUGGUCCUUGUGUUGGUAACUCUCAGUGUGGGCGUGAGCAGUGCAGCCACGAUUGGCAGCGAGCUGAAUACAAUUGAUUUAUCACCAAACCACGCCGGGAUCCUGGCCGGUCUCAUGAGCAGCUUCACCAAUCUGAUGGCUCUGCUGACGCCCCUCGUGGUGGGCGUUUUGGUAACGGACACCAGUCAGCGGAGCCAGUGGCAGGUGGUGUUUGGCCUGGCUGCCGGAGUUCUGUUUGCCGGAAAUGUGAUUUUCCUAGUUUGGGGCACUGCCGUAACACAGCCGUGGAACGAGUCCAAGGAAUCGAGGCUAGAACUAGAGCCGGAGGAGAAGCUUUUUCAGCACACCAAACUCGAGAUAGCAGCUGAUGGUUCUGAUGGUAACGGAAUAGGCUUAAGACUGAACUGUGCAAGCCCUUGAGAAAUAUAUUUAUAUUUUUAUUUCAAAA